This is a messenger RNA of Onthophagus taurus, 1220 nucleotides long. RefSeq names its product trimethyllysine dioxygenase, mitochondrial. NCBI's taxonomy places the organism in Eukaryota, Metazoa, Arthropoda, Insecta, Coleoptera, Scarabaeidae. Gene Ontology annotation, molecular function: iron ion binding; trimethyllysine dioxygenase activity. The record is from RefSeq and is a predicted model, not a curated record. Gene Ontology annotation, biological process: carnitine biosynthetic process. Gene Ontology annotation, cellular component: mitochondrion.
UUAUAAACAGCAACUUCUCAUUUUACUUUUAACCAUGCUCAAAUUAACGCAGAAAGUUUUUUCGCAAAAAAUUAAUAAUACGAGAUUUCUUAGUUUAUACGACUCCCAUUUAGAAAUUGACGAAAACCUAAAAAUUCAUUACAUUUGGCUUCGAGAUCAUUGCAGAUGUGAAAAAUGUUACAAUCAAAAAACGAAUCAAAUCAUGUCGGACGUUUUAAAAAUACCUAAAAAUAUAAAACCUGUGGAUUGUGUCAAAAUUAAUGAUAAAUUAAAAAUUACUUGGAAAGAUGGCCAUUUAACAGAAUUUUCAUUAAAUUAUUUAAGUAAUCUUUACAAAACCACAAAAGUACCACAAAAUGAAACCUUUUAUUGGAACUCAAAUCAAAUAAAAAACAUCAAAGAACUUUACGUAACAUCCAAAGAAUAUUUUAAAAAAGAUCAAACCGGUUUAAAACUUGUAUUAAAAAACAUCUUAAAAUAUGGAAUUGGAUUUGUCACCGAGGUAGAACCAAGUAUUGAAUCAACAGAAAAAGUUGUCCGAAACAUGGCUCCGGUUCAACAAACGUUAUUUGGUGGAAUGUGGGAAGUUAGUAAUAAUUUAGAACACGCCGAUACGGCUUACACAACAAUCGAAUUAGGGGCCCAUAACGAUAACACUUAUUUUACAGAAGCUUCAGGCCUUCAAGUAUUUCAUAUGUUAAGUCACGAUGGGGAAGGUGGAGAAACUCUUUUAGUUGACGGCUUUAAUGCUGCAAAUAAUUUAAAAGAACGCCACCCAAAAGAUUACGAAAUUUUAACAACUUUUCCCAUCGAAUCCGAGUACAUAGAAAAAAAUGUGCAUUACACGACCAUAGACACGGUAUUAAAACAACAUCCGGUGACGAAAAAGUUAUCACAAAUUAGAUACAACAUUUACGAUAGAGCCCCAUUAAACACGUUAAAUUUUGAGGAAAUUCCCAUGUUUUAUGAUGCUUAUAAAAGAUUGGGGGAAGAGAUUAAUAAAGAGGAACAGAAAUAUUGGAUAAAGUUGAAUCCUGGAACUGUUAUUUUUAUCGAUAAUUUCCGGGUUUUACAUGGAAGAGCUUCUUAUAGUGGAUUUAGAAGACUUACAGGGUGUUAUGUUGCGAGAAAUGAAUGGACAAGUACCGCUAAAAAUUUAGGAUUAAAUUUAUAUUAACUAAAUAAACUAAAAAUUAUUCAAUAAAACGAUUAUUUACUUA